Messenger RNA from Hyla sarda, 2643 nucleotides. It is a transcript of the gene HNRNPA1, whose product is annotated as heterogeneous nuclear ribonucleoprotein A1. Gene Ontology annotation, molecular function: RNA binding. The coding region runs from base 152 to 1294 and encodes 380 amino acids. The record is from RefSeq and is a predicted model, not a curated record. The transcript has 10 exons. NCBI's taxonomy places the organism in Eukaryota, Metazoa, Chordata, Amphibia, Anura, Hylidae.
AAUCGUUACAGGCCAAUGGUAUAGAGCGCGGGCGUGUCCGGACGGGCUUAAUAAGCGGUUUUGUCUGGUUUUAGACCCAGCAUACCGAGGUCUCGCCUCUUUUGGGUCGUCGGCAUCGCCGCUGCGGAGGAACAGUCCUAACACCGACAUCAUGCAUAAAUCCGAGUCACCUAAGGAACCAGAACAGCUCCGCAAGCUCUUCAUCGGGGGCUUGAGCUUCGAGACCACCGACGAGAGUCUCCGCAGCCAUUUUGAACAAUGGGGAGCCCUGACAGAUUGUGUGGUCAUGAGAGAUCCAGGCUCAAAGCGUUCCCGUGGCUUUGGCUUUGUCACCUAUUCUUCAACAGAUGAGGUUGAUGCUGCUAUGGAUGCCAGACCUCACCGGGUAGAUGGCCGUGUAGUGGAACCUAAACGUGCGGUUUCCAGAGAGGAUUCUUCAAGGCCUGGAGCACAUCUCACAGUUAAGAAAAUAUUUGUUGGGGGAAUAAAAGAGGACACAGAAGAACAUCAUUUAAGGGACUAUUUUGAAGUGUAUGGAAAGAUCGAGGUGGUUGAGAUAAUGACAGACCGUGCCAAUGGCAAGAAGAGGGGGUUUGCUUUUAUCACUUUUGAAGACCAUGAUUCAGUCGACAAGAUUGUUAUUCAGAAAUAUCACACUGUCAACGAUCACAACUGUGAAGUAAGAAAGGCACUAUCCAAGCAAGAAAUGGCAUCGGCAUCUGCCAGCCAAAGAGGACGUGGUGGUGGUGGAGGAGGAAACUUUGGUGGACGUGGUGGCUUUGGUGGAAAUGACAAUUAUGGAGGAGGACGUGGUGGUGGAGGAAACUUUGGCGGCAGUAGGGGUGGUGGUUUUAGUGGACGUGGUGGAUACGGAGGUGAUGGAGGCUACAAUAACGGUUUUGGUAACGAUGGUGGCUAUGGAAACAACGCCCCUUAUGGUGGUGGCAAUCGUGGAUUUGGUGGAGGCCAAAGUUAUGGAGGCGGCCAAGGUGGUGGAUAUGGAGGAAAUGGCGGUGGAGGCUAUGAUAGUUUCAACAAUGGUGGAGGAAGUGGCAGUGGAUUUGGUGGAGGCAAUGGUAACUUUGGAGGAAACAGUGGAGGUGGUGGUGGUGGUUACAAUGACUUUGGCAGCUACAAUAACCAGUCGUCGUCAAACUUUGGCCCAAUGAAGGGUGGUGGUGGUGGCGGCAACUACAGUGGAGGCAGGACUUCUGGACCUUACGGCGGUGGUAGUGGUGGUGGAUAUGGUGGUGGCAGUGGAAGCGGCAAUUAUGGAGGUGGCAGACGGUUUUAAUGGAGGAAACAAUGCUUAGCAAGAGAGGAGAGCCAGGCAAGCGACAGGUUACUACAAAAGUUGAAAUCAGCCAAGCACAGUUGUGGCAGGGCAUAGCUGCUACAUGAAGAAAUGUUAGCAAAUCAGAAUUACGUGUGAGGAAAACACAGGACUGAUCAUGAUUUAAUUAUGAAGACUGAGUUUUGUUUUGUGAAAGUGUCAAACAUUCCUAGGAGUGGGUUUUAUUGUAUAGGACUUUUAUAUAAUUUUUUUUUUUUUUUUGUUGCUGUUCACAAGCUGUAAACUGCAUCUUGACUUUAAUAAAUGUCCUUUUUUUUAUAAUACUGUAUUUAGAAGACAUUCCUUUUUUGUAGUGGGUGAUAAACUUAAACGCUGUAAAAAAUGCAGUUUAUAGUGGGGUAAACAGGUUUAGUAGUUCAGACAUUUAAAGACUUGGUAGAGAAUUAUCUUAAACACUAUAGCCUACAUGCAGAAAUGUUACAUCCUUUGCCAGCUCCCGCGAUAUAACGUGGGGUCCCCGCGUCAUAUCGGGUCGGUCCCGGCAUGUAUCUGAAGCUGGGGCUAAUGGCACGCAGCAGCGAUCGCAGUGCCGCGUGCUAUUAACCCUUUAGACGGUGUUCAAAGUUAAAGUGAAAGCUGCUUAGUUUGGCUGAUCGAGACCACUGCAGUGAAAAUGCGGUGACACGAGCGAAUGUCGGGGUGUCCCUUUGGCAAUUGCUCCAAGCCUGAGAUGCAGGUUUGAGCAAUCGACCGCCGACAACACUGAUCAAUGCAAAGCUAUGCUCUGCAGUGAAUGGGGCAUAAGAUCAGUGUGCAAUGUUAUAUAGCCCCCCUAUGGGAGCUAUAACACUGCAAAAAAGUUAAAUGUCAUUUAACCCUUUCCCUAAUAAGUUUGAAUCACUCCCCGUUUCCCAUAAAAAACAUGUAAAUAAAAAUAUGUGGUAUCGCAGAUACUGUAUGUCCGAACUAUUAAAAUAUAUAAUUAAUGAAACCGCAUGGUCAAUGGCAUAGGCGCCAAAAUUCCAAAGUCAAAAAUAACAUAUUUUUGGUCACUUUUUUUAUAUCAUGAAAAAAUGAAUAAAAAGCAAAGUCCAAUCAAUACAAAAAUGGUACCGCUAAAAACUUCAGAUCACGGUGCAAAAAAUUAGCCCUCAUACCAUAAGCGGUAAAAUAAGUUAUAAAGGUCAGAAGAUGACAAUUUUAAACGUAUACAUUUUUCUGCAUGUAGUAUUCACGACAAAAUCAAACCUAUAUAAGUAGGGACUCUUUAUAACCGUAUGGACCUACAGAACAAAGAUAAGGUGUCACUUUUACCGAAAAAUGUACAGGGUUGUUCCCCCCCCCCCCCC